Cyclocybe aegerita is the source of this 1542-nucleotide messenger RNA. The record is from the annotation of a GenBank genome assembly. NCBI's taxonomy places the organism in Eukaryota, Fungi, Basidiomycota, Agaricomycetes, Agaricales, Hemipholiotaceae.
AUGGAGAAGCGAAAUCCGUCUCCCACCGUCUCCGACACCGAAAAGUCCGUCGAUGCCCACGAGAAGGACGAUGUGAAAGUUCAAGUCUACAAUGCUGGCUUGGAUGUUAGCGGAGUCGACGAGAAAAAGCUAAUUCGGAAGAUCGACUACGCUCUCAUCCCAUGGCUGUCGUUCCUAUACCUUCUCAGUUUCCUCGAUCGUACUAGCAUCGGAAACGCCAAGUUGUAUCACCUCGAACGCGACCUCAACAUGACUGAUAGGCAAUACCUAUUGACUCUCACGAUUUUCUUCUUCAGCUACGCAAUCUUCGAAGUACCGUCCAAUGUCUUUCUGAAACGUCUUAGGCCAUCCCUUUGGCUGUCUUUCUUGAUGCUGUUCUGGGGUGUCAUGAUGACACUCCAAGGUAUCGUUCGCAACUUCCCGCAGCUUAUGGCUAUGCGAUGGCUGCUCGGGAUGUUCGAAGCAGGAUUAUUCCCAGGAGUCAACUACUAUCUCUCAUGUUGGUACAAACGCUCCGAGUUCGGACUCCGCGCAGCGAUCUUCUUCUCCGCCGCGACAGUAUCAGGCGCCUUUGGUGGACUUCUUGCGGCCGCAAUCUCAAAGAUGGAAGGAGUUGGGGGCAAACCAGCAUGGGCAUGGAUCUUCAUCCUCGAAGGCCUCGCUACAGUCGUAGCCGGAGUAGCAUCCUUCUGGAUCAUUCAAGACUUCCCGGAUACUGCCAAGUUCCUUUCAGAGGCGGAGCGCACCGUCGUCAUUCGCCGACUACAAGGCGAUGACCAGUUCAGCGCUGCUGGGGAGAAUUUCAGAUUCCAGUACAUCUUGAAGAGCUUGACGGACUGGAAGACCUGGAUUGGAAUGUGCAUCUACAUAGGCUGCGAUAUGCCGCUCUAUGCAUUCUCCCUCUUCUUGCCGACGAUUAUCAAUGAGCUGGGUUACACGGCCACGCCAGCGAACCUUUUGACCGUUCCUGUUUAUACCUUUGCUUGCAUCAUUACUUGCGGUGUUGGCUUCAUCGCAGAUAGGUUGGGUCGCCGGGGAUACUUCAAUAUCGGGUUCUUAUUCAUUGGCGCUGCUGGCUACAUUAUCUUGAUCUCGUCGAGAAGCGCAGCCCUUUCAUAUUUCGCCGUGUACAUGGCCACUUGUGGAAUAUAUCCAGUCAUUCCUAAUACGAUUUCGUGGGUGUCGAACAACGUCGAAGGGUCUUACAAGCGUAGCGUUUCGUUGGCAAUGGUCAUCAGCUUUGGAAACAUCAACGGUGCCGUAAGCUCCAAUGUCUAUCGUGCCAACGACAGGCCCUGGUACAUUCUCGGACAUGGUCUCGUCUUGAUGUACAUUGGCAUCGGGAUUAUCGCCUCGACUUCGUAUCUCCUCUUUUUGAAGCGCGAGAAUGCAGUCCGCGACCGAGGAGAGCGAGAUGAAGUUAUUGAGAAUCAACCAGAGACACACGACGCAAAGAAUGAGAAGAAUGGCCGCUAUGCGACUAUUGAGGAGGCGAAACGACGCAAAGGCGAUAAAUGGAGUGGUUAUAGGUACACUCUCUAG